This is a messenger RNA of Dromiciops gliroides (monito del monte), 546 nucleotides long. It is a transcript of the gene CCL28, whose product is annotated as C-C motif chemokine ligand 28. Gene Ontology annotation, molecular function: chemokine activity. Gene Ontology annotation, cellular component: extracellular region. The record is from RefSeq and is a predicted model, not a curated record. NCBI's taxonomy places the organism in Eukaryota, Metazoa, Chordata, Mammalia, Microbiotheria, Microbiotheriidae. Gene Ontology annotation, biological process: immune response.
AUGCUAAGCAUAGCACCCUGGACCUGUGACCAAGAACUUAGUAAUGGGCCACAGAGCUGCCAGUUGGUAUCUGUUCCUGUACUGUGCACAAGUUUAGACCCCUCUGCGCUGUGUUUGGGACUUCUUGCUGUGGUGCAAAGCUUCUCCCUGACCUCUGUGAAGUGGUUCCUGGCUAGACCAUGUCCACAGCGUCCACAGACGUUUCUGUCUCCCUGUGCUGACUGGCCAUUCCUCCCUGUAGCCUCCAACUGUUGCACAGAAGUGUCCCAUCAUUCUAGAAGACUUUUAGCAAAAGUGAAAAGCUGUCACACUCAAAGAGCUGAUGGAGUUUGUGACCUACCAGCUGUCGUCCUCCAUGUGCAUCAUCGAAAAUUCUGCGUCAGCCCACAUAAUCACACCCUUAAGACAUGGAUGAAAAGGCAAAAGAACAAGAAAAACGCAAAAGGAAAUAUUUGUAAUAGGAAGAAACACCCCCACAAGAGGAAGAAGAGCAAAAUGACAAGGCACAGACAGCUUCAUAAACAUGGACAGAAAACUCCUUAUUAG